AUGUCUGUAGCGAUGAGUGACAACCCAAGAGAACUGAUCCCAUUGUUGUGCCGGCAGUUCUAUGGUCUGGGAUGGGUGUCGGGCACCGGCGGAGGGAUGUCUAUAAGGGAUGGACAGCACAUAUAUAUAGCACCGUCUGGUGUCCAGAAGGAGCGCAUUCACAGCGAAGACCUGUUUGUGAUUGACAUCAACGAAGAGGUGGUCGAGAGUCCGGAUGAGAGCAAAGGUCUGAAGCAAAGCGAAUGUCAGCCGCUGUUUAUGGCCGCCUAUCGGUUCCGAUCGGCCGGAGCUGUGAUUCACUCCCACUCUUCGGAUGCCGUUUUGGCCACUCUUUUAAGCGAUUCCAAUGAGUUUCGGAUAACACAUCAGGAGAUGAUUAAAGGCAUCAAAAAGGGCUCAACUAAUGUGAGCCAUCGAUACGAUGACACUCUUGUGGUGCCAAUCAUUGAAAACACUCCUUUCGAGAGAGACUUAACCGACAGAAUGAUUGAAGCGAUGGACAAAUAUCCGGACACUAAUGCAGUUCUGGUGCGAAGACAUGGAGUGUAUGUUUGGGGACAGACGUGGAAAAGCGCUAAAACAAUGUCUGAAUGCUAUGACUAUCUGUUCAAACUCGCCGUCCAUAUGAAGACAUUGGGUUUGGAUCCGUCGGCUAAGCCUUUAGUCUGA
Medioppia subpectinata is the source of this 669-nucleotide messenger RNA. NCBI's taxonomy places the organism in Eukaryota, Metazoa, Arthropoda, Arachnida, Sarcoptiformes, Oppiidae. The record is from the annotation of a GenBank genome assembly.